Messenger RNA from Anarrhichthys ocellatus (wolf-eel), 4024 nucleotides. It is a transcript of the gene inpp5b, whose product is annotated as inositol polyphosphate-5-phosphatase B. Gene Ontology annotation, biological process: signal transduction; phosphatidylinositol dephosphorylation. Gene Ontology annotation, cellular component: cytosol; membrane. Gene Ontology annotation, molecular function: phosphatidylinositol-4,5-bisphosphate 5-phosphatase activity; inositol-1,4,5-trisphosphate 5-phosphatase activity. The transcript has 22 exons. Lineage: Eukaryota; Metazoa; Chordata; Actinopteri; Perciformes; Anarhichadidae. The coding region runs from base 1152 to 3695 and encodes 847 amino acids. The record is from RefSeq and is a predicted model, not a curated record.
CAGCAGCGCAGGAGGAAGAAGAAAGUAUCUGAAAGGGAAUAAUGUCGGAUUGCCCCAGGACCCUGAAGAGUAUCUGUGUAUUUAAAGAGGAACAACUGGAGUAACUCGAAUCUCCGGGUAUUGUCGAGUGUGGGAGGCGUUGGAGAGGAGAACUUGUCACACAGGUCCUCGCUAUGGAUCAAUCCGUCGCAAUUCAGGAAACUUUGGAGAGGGGAGAAAACUGCAUCAUAGUAUCCUUUGAGACGUUAAUGCGCUGGUGUAUCGAUUGUCAGCACUUCAAAGGAAGGAUUACCUGCCUCAAACUAAACUGGACUAACUCCGUUGGAGAAUACCAGAGCUCGGAGAGGGGCUUGUGAGAUUAAGGCUCUCGGUUGACAUCUAUCAGUAAAUAGUAGCCUACAGGCUCACUUGGGCUGUGAAUAUAAUCCAGGCGAUGUAUUUACAGUGCGCGUAGUUUACAGCACGAGUGUGUAGCCAAAUCGGGUGUGACUUCCCAAGGAUUUGGGCCAACUUUUGUAGUGAGACGUUUCAUCCACAAGGUGGCAGCUUUGUGUCACCAGCUGCUGCUUUGUCAUAAAGGAAGAGAUAUAGAGCCUUCACUUAAUAACAACAUGAAAAGUACUUUUAAUGCAGCAGACUUGUACAAUGUAAUAUUUGACUAUUAUUGAUGACCACUAGGCUUUAAACAGCAUUUAAAUGUUGUGUAUGGUGGAGGUUAUCUUAACUGUUUUACAUUCUGUUAAGCCGCUUAGCGUAUCCUAUUUUAUAUUCUGCUGAUGCAGUUAAUAUGUAAAUUAUUAAUUUGUAAGGUAACUACAUAUUUCAGAUAAAUGUAAAAAAAACUUGUAUAUAUAUUGUGUAGAGGAAUUAGUAUAAAAUGGAAAUACUCUGGGACAACCUAACACUUGUUAUGCUGUAUUAAAUAUACUUAAAUAAAAAAUAAGUUGAGAUGAGAGUAGGUCAUGGUAAAAUGUGAAAUAUAAGGUGCAACUGAAGGAAAACCCAUGAACAUAUUUCCACUAUAUCCUUAACUAAACUGUAAACAUGCUGUCCAAUGUGACGUCUUCUUUGAUGACCUUACAGAGAGCAGACUGCUGGGAUUGGUGGAGUCUACAAAAGAGCAUGCAAUCUUUAUUUAUACCCAUCGAAGGAUGGCUGUUACUGCUGAUGACGUGUCACUGGAGGACAUCAUACCCAUCUCCCUGGACUUCGCUGUGGUGGAGGUUUCCUCACCAGAUGAACUUGCAGUUGUGGGUGCCGAUACUAAAGUGAGAGUCAGUUACCAGGAAGAGGAAUUAGAGCUCAGACUUCCUUUUGGUUCCCACUCGCGUUUCUUCCUCAGUGAGGUCAACAGGACGUGGAGUGAAGUUUGCAAGUCAACCACACAGACACCCAAGUUUGAAUGGAUCAGCAAGUACCACAAAGCCACCAGAGGCCAGGGAGUUGUCAAGCAGGCCCUUGCCCCCCUCGGGACAACACUCACUAAACUCAACCAGCACCGGAAAACAGAGAAAUCGUCGGAAAAAAAGGGAAGUUCCGAAAAGGAGAAAGGUGCUAACAGCGGCACGCAGAAUUCCAAACAAGCCUAUGCCGUCCCAGAAAGUCGCGAGGACCGGGAUGACCUGGUGCGCUCGUCCAGCCACACCACCUCCAACAAAGCUCAGAUACUGGCCAUGCCUCAGUUCGGCCUGCGAGACAACCUCAUCAAGUGUGAGCUGCUGAAGAAUGAGAACCUUUACACGUACACGGAGGACUUCAGCUUCUUUCUCGGCACAUACAAUGUGAACGGACAGACGCCGAAGGAAAGCCUCCAUCCUUGGCUGAGCUGCACUGCGACCCCUCCUGACAUGUACUGCGUGGGUUUUCAGGAGCUUGACCUCAGCAAAGAGGCUUUCUUCUUCAAUGACACCCCCAAGGAGCUGGAGUGGACGAAGGCCGUCUCGGAGGCCUUGCACCCAGAUGCCAAGUAUGCCUUAGUGAAGUUGGUGCGACUGGUGGGCAUCAUGCUGAUCUUCUAUGUGAAGAAGAAGUAUGCGAAGUUCAUCUCUGAUGUGGAGGCUGAGACUGUGGGCACUGGCAUCAUGGGACGGAUGGGAAAUAAGGGAGCCGUGGCGGUCCGGUUCCGCUUCCACAACUCUGAUAUCUGCGUGGUCAACUCUCACCUCGCUGCCCACAUUGAAGAGUACGAGAGACGUAAUCAAGACUACAAGGACAUAUGCAGUCGUCUCCACUUUCGCCAGCUGGACCCUACCCAGCCUCCACUUACUAUCAUGAAGCAUGAUGUGGUUUUAUGGAUCGGAGACCUCAACUACAGGAUCACUGAGCUUGACGUCUCAAACGUGAAGGAGCUAAUAAGCAAAAAGGACUUUGAGACCCUGCACAAUUAUGAUCAGCUCAAGAGGCAGAUCGAUGAGAAGGCGGUGUUCGUUGGCUUUGUGGAGGGAGAGAUUGAUUUCCAGCCUACCUAUAAAUAUGACACCGGCUCUGACAAGUGGGAUACAAGUGAAAAAUGCCGCGUGCCUGCGUGGUGUGACCGUAUCCUGUGGACAGGGAAGAACAUCAUGCAACAGCAUUAUCAGAGUCACAUGACUCUGAAGACCAGUGACCACAAACCAGUCAGUUCCCUGCUUGUCAUCGGGAUCAAGAAAGUAAAUGCUGAGGUCUAUAAGAAGACCUUUGAAGAGAUCGUACGCAAUAUAGACAAAAUGGAGAAUGAGUGUAUUCCAUCUGUGACUCUGUCCAAGCGAGAGUUCCACUUUAAGGACGUGAAAUACAUGCAGCGCCGGGCAGAGACGCUGAGCCUCCUCAAUGAUGGGCAGGUCCCUUGUCAGUUUGAGUUUAUCCAGAAGCCGAAUGAGUCCACGUACUGCAAGCCCUGGCUCACAGCCGACCCUCCCAAAGGCUUUAUUGCUCAGGGUGGCUCUGUGGACAUUGAGCUUGAGGUUUUUGUAAACCGCUCAACAGCGCCUGAACUUAACUCUGGAAAGGAGCAGAUAGAAGACAUCCUUGUGCUCCACCUGGAGCGUGGCAAAGACUACUUCAUCUCUGUGACAGGGAACUACCUGCCCAGCUGCUACGGCUCCUCCAUCCAUUCAUUGUGCCAACUAAGGGAGCCCAUCCAGGACAUGCCGCAAGAGACCCUCCGGGACAUGGCGGAGAUGGUCGGAGGUGAUAAUGAAGGAAACACUGAAAAGCCUCUCGACAUUCCCAAAGAACUCUGGAUGAUGGUGGAUCACUUGUUCCGCAAUGCACUCAAUCAGGAAGACCUAUUUCAGCAACCUGGGCUCCGAAGUGAAUUUGCAGAAAUAAGGGAUUGCCUUGACACUGGCAUUCCAGAUUCUCUCCCGGGCAGCAACCACUCAGCGGCAGAGGCCUUGCUUCUCUUCCUCGAUGCCCUCCCAGAGCCUGUGGUUCCCUACUACUCUUACCAGCAGUGCCUAGAAAGCUGCUCCAAUGCCAGUCAGUGUGAGAAAGUUAUUUCCAUGCUACCUCAGUGCCAUAAAAAUGUGUUCAACUAUUUAGCUGCCUUUCUCCGUGAGCUGUUGAAGAAUUCUGCUAGCAAUCGACUAGAUGUCAACAUCUUGGCCACCAUUUUUGCCUCCUUGCUCCUGAAGUCACCCACCAAGCAGGAUCUUGCAGAAAAGAGGAAGACUCAGGAGUUCUUUCAGCACUUCCUGGCCCAAGGCUCCUCCUAGAUGGAGGACCCUCCUGUCCUGUAUGCUGAAGCUGAACACUAAAAACUGUACAGUCCAGUAUUUGAAAUAAACCUGAAUGAUUUCUUAGAUGGCUCUUUGUAUAGAUAUGUAGUAUAAUUACAGUGACGGUUCUUAUCUGAUGUUAAUUGUUUCACACACAGCAAGCUUUGUGAUGUGUGAAUGCACAGACUUUAUUGUAUAUCAUUGAGCAUCUGUAGAGACGUAACAAUUUGAAAUGUAUGUAUAUUUUAUUUAAACAAAUAAUUUGUAUUUUAAUGUUUCUGAUCUCAACAGCAAAUUGUUUUUAUACAUAAAAUGGUUGGAGAUAA